Molecule: messenger RNA, 13621 nt
Organism: Marmota monax (woodchuck)
Lineage: Eukaryota; Metazoa; Chordata; Mammalia; Rodentia; Sciuridae
Exons: 7
Coding region: 8658-9695 (345 amino acids)
Biological process (GO): viral process
Molecular function (GO): structural molecule activity
Source: RefSeq, a predicted model, not a curated record
UCCCCUCCAUUUUAUCCAGGGUGAUAUGACUGCUCUUCUUACUAUGAGAAUAUAUGGAAAUUACAGCUGAAAAAACUGAUCACUGAAAUUUUUUGACCACAUAGCCCUUUGAUAGUCUGAUAUGAUCAGGAGUCCCUUUACUAUAAAAAUCUACAUAUGCCCAGAGAACUUUGCACAGAACUUCAAGAGGUUGUGAAACCCCUGAAAUCCAUCCAUGGACCCUAACAAUUCCUUAAUUGAGAGAUUUUCUUUUAUGAGUACAGGAUCAGGUGCAUACUUACUCAUCCCUGUAUCGCUAAGCUUCCUGGCACAGUAACUGACCUGCAGCAGGUUUUAAAAUACUUUGGCAAUAAAUAACUUACCAGGGGCUGUAUUGGUGCUCUCAUCCACAAGGGCUCUCCAUUGUACCAGUGGGAAACCUCUGAAACCCUCACUACACUACCUGGAAUCUGCUAUCUCUGGAGCUUAAUGCCUUCCUACCACUGCCUCUUGUCUGUGUUCAGGACAGAAGUCUCCCAGAACCAUGGGGAAGACUAGAAACAUCAACAGUGCAAGAUUGAACCCAGGACUUUGAGCAUGCGAGGCAGGCAGUUUACCAAUGAGCUAUAUCCCCAGCCUUUUUUAUGUUAUUCUGAGUUAGCAUCUCACCAGGUUGCCCAGACUGGCCUCAAACUUGUGAUCUUCCUGGCUCAGCCUCUCCACUCACUGAAAUUACAGCUUUUUGAAUUAUCGCUUCCUGUUGAAACAAGAGUUUAAUCUUUCAAUGAAGUAUAUAGCAAUGGAAUUGAAGCUGGUGGUUCUGGGGCAGAAGUGAAGGCUGGUGCCACCUGUGUGCCCUGGAGAAUCAGUAAGAUCAAGAGUGCAGCCUCUGGAGCCAGAUUGCCUGCAUUUCAGAUUGGUUCUGUCACCUAGGCCUCCCCUCUUAAAGGUUACACCACCUCCCAGUAGCACCAUCUGCCAGGGUACAAGCCUAUAACACAGGAGCCUUGGGGAACAUUUAAGAUUCAAACCAUAACAGUUGUCUUGGAUGGAGCCUCAUCAAGGAAGGUGAAAUGGCAAGUUUAAGCAGUUGUCAAGUAGCCAAACCAGGGCUUGAACAUGUCCUCUUUGUUUAAAAAAUCUCAUCAAAUCAAAUCAAAACAAAAACUGUUCUUUAAAUAACUUCUAUUAGGUAGAAUUCUUCAGUAAUGACAAAAAUAACAACUUUCUUCUUAACAUGCAAUGGAAAACACUGUUGGACUCAAUGAAUUUUUGAGUCAUAAUGACUAUAAUAAUAAUUAUAAUAAAAUUUCUACAAUAAAAUGUUUCCUCACAGUAUAGAAUGUUAAGAAAGAGGGAAAUGUUUAGUUGUUUGAUAUUUUUACUAUUUUGGAUAUAUGUGCUUUGCUGACAAGUUGAAAUUGAAACUUAAAGAUUACUUAGAGACUUUCUGAGGUAUGUGUUUGCAUGUGUGGUAUGUGUAUGUGCAUGUGGUGUGUGUAUGUAUGUGGUGUGUGUCUGUGUAUGUGUAGUGGGAAGAUGGUAGGCAACAUUUCUUUGAUAGAAAAUAUCCAGAAACACAGCUAGCAAAUUUUACCUAGUCUAUUAAGCAUUCUUAAGUCAAAACCUUUUUGUUUUAAAACAUGAAAAAUCAAGUUGGGCUUGUUUAACUGAAAAAGAAAUUUCUGGAAAAAUAUAGGGUAUUGUAUGGAUUCCAGGAAAAAUUUAGACAGUUAAUGCACAGAAACUUUGGAACCUCAAUAAUAAGAGUCCCCAGACUUUCUGUUUAGAGUUCUACCAUUAACACAGUCUGUAACAUAUCCCCAAUUUUUGUGUUGAGAGAGAGAAUAAGAUCAAACUAACCUACAUCAGGUAUCUGUACCUGAGCUGUGUUGAAGGGAAGAGUCAUGUGGUCUGAUCAUCUCUACCCUUGACCUUCUGCUUUCAGAUGCUCAUUGUGGUCACAGAUGCCAGAACUGCUAGAGAUGAUCUAUAUCAACUCCAUUUUUCAUAAUGAUGGAACACUGUGGGAAGUUAAGCAACACACUCAGGAGCAGAGAAUUGUGUCAGGAGCUCUAACCGCCUACACAGUGAAUAACUAGUGAAGAACUUGGUUUAGAGAAGAGAUUACUGAAGCACCAGAGUCAGAGACAUCCCUGCCACGCAGCUCACAGAUUUAUAACUCUGGCCAAAGGUUUCAAGGAGUACAGAUUUCUUCAAUCCAAAGUUCAUCUGUGUGUUCUCAGAAAUUAAAACAGUGCAUUUCUCCCUGCUGCUUUUUUGCCCCAGGAGCCCAGGAAGCAAGCAGGUGGAGUUCUCCAAGGACGUCUUACAGCUCUGGUGAUAAUGACUAACUCAAACAGGCUGGCGCUGCCUGGGGACUCUUAUGGGCUCUUGCUAUCGCUUUCUUUUUUCAAACUCAGAUAGUGUCAGCACAGACACAGGCAAUCCAGAUAGAGGACUGUGUCUGUUACAAUGUUUACAAGUUGGUGUCAGUGGAAAGAUCAUAACCCCAAGAUUUGAUGAAAACAUGCUUCUUGCCCAGACAAUUCAUGAUAAUGGUGCAACUGGAAAGUUCUUUUCAGAGAAAGAAUGAGUUAGAAAGAAACCAAGAGGGGCGGGCAGGGACAAGUGCUGGCACUAGGUCUUCCCAGACUUGCAACAUGAAGGAAUAUCACAAAAUUUCUGAUUUCAUAUCCACGAUGUUAAGUAAACUGGAAUCUUCAAUGGCUUCAUUACCCUGUCUUUUCUACCGCUCUUCCCAUGAGGACAGGCAACAGGGAAGGUGGGUGAAUGUCUUCAGGACCUACAGCUGUCACUGAGUAAUUUGCUUCUUAGCACCUUACAUAAAAAUGCCUGAAAAAAACAGAUAUCUCUCACCAGGGUGCCCAACAGGAGGAAUGUGGUUUGGAUAUCUGAAGUCCACUUGACAACACUAUUUGAAAAGCAUUUCACUGGAAGCCAAAAGAAUGAUGCUAAAUCCACUCUAGUGAGCAAUUUGGUGUAGAACACCCAUUUUGUAGUCCAGCCCCAAACUAGUAGAACACAUUGUCACAGUACAGUCUGAGGUACCAUAGGGUCAUGAGGCAGAGUCCAGGAAUGGGGUUGACCUUUGAAUUAUCUCAACUGGGAAGGAGUCAGUUGGCCUAUGGAAUACCUGAAAAUGAAACGCUGCUCCUCAGAGAUGGGAAACUGGCCUACCCACCAAACUGUGAUGAGAAAUUCUUGAUAAUGGAAAACCACAGUAAUGACAAUAAGUCUCAGUUCUUGAGAAGUUCACUGUCUAGUGGGGAAGCUGAUAAAAACUAACAACCCUAAAAAAUAAUAAGUGCUAUCAUAAGGGUAUGUCCAAGAGCUCUCAGAAGUUCCAAUCUAGUCAGACAGGGUCAGGGAAGACCACCACUAUAUCUGGUUAUAAAAAAUUGAAGUAAAACUGACUUAUCCUGUCUUGAAGUUGAAGCUGUCUUCCCAAUAAAUCACACUCUUCUUAAAACCAUUCCAAAGGACUUAGCUCUUCUCAUAAAAACUCUAGGUAUCUACCUGAAUCCUCAGAGAACAGAAGAAGGUUUAGAAAUGGCUUAAUGCUUAAACACAGAUUGGUGUCUUUGUUCUGUAAUUUUCAUUGUAUUUUACGAGUUACAACAUGAUAAUUCAUUGUAGGUAUACAAUUUGUAAUUAUCAAAUUAGGGUAAUUAACAUUCCCAUCUCUUUAAACAAUCACCAUUUUUGUCGGUAACAUCAAACUCCUUUCUUUUAGUUCUUUAUAAGAUUAUUAAAAAAUUGUUGUCAACUAUAGGGUGUCACUUUUUUUUUUUUUUUUGCCUAUGGUUCACUGCCUUGUCUGUUGAAUGAAUAUUUUUCUUUAAGAAGCCAGUUCUUUUCUGCCUUCCAAACUGAGCACCUGCUUGUCUUCAUAUUUUUCUAUGAGAUCUCCAUCUAACUAAACUUUUCCUUCAUGAGAUAUUAUUUCUUCCAGAAGACAAAAGCAUAAUUGCUUUAAAAAAUUUGUUUGGUUUACAUUAGGUAAGAUUUUACUUCACUUGAUGUUGACUGUCUUCCCCUUCCUGCUGUCUACACAGUUCAAGGUCUCCUGAACACCAGUGCUCAAGGGGCCUGAACCUGAGCGUUACAACCAAAAACCUAGGAAUUUAUUCCCUGGAAAGCUGUCUUGAGUUGAGGAGCUUAGAAUUAGAGAAUGGGCUCUAUCACCUGGUAAACAUUAGCAUGAAGAGCAUAGGCCCUCAAAGUAGACGAUAUCUCCUAGUACUCUGAUGAUGUCAGUAGCUUAUUUCAUUUUAUCACCAAAUAAUUUUCCAUUGUUAUAAGUCUACCAGGUUUUGUUGAUUGGCAUCUGGGUCAUUCCCACUUUUUGGCUAAUAUUAAUAAUGCUGCUACAAACAUUUGUGUACAAGUGUUUGUGUGUAUAUAAAUUUUCAUUUAUGUUUCUGGGUAGACAGCUAGGAGUGAAAUUUCUGGGUCAUAUGGUAAUUGUAUGUUUACCUCUUAAGAAUUGAGAGAAAAGAGACAAAAAUGAGAACUCUCUCCAAGAAAAUGUUAAAGACUGACAGUAAAAGGAAAUCAUGAUUAGAACUGAAAGGGGCUGUCUCCAGCCAGGCUGGUUUAAUUCUGAUAAUCUGGAUAUAAUCUGAAUACAAGGAAGACUUCCUAGACAGUCUUUAGAAAACAAAACUGCAAGUAAACACUCCUUUUAGUCAUAGCAUCCUAAGAUUUUUUUUUCUUAUUCAGACAGGAAGGUAGGCAUAUUUUCUAGUCUUUUAAGUUAUUUUUACAUGACAGGUCUCUGAAGCAUUUAGGGGGAAAUGGCAUGGAUAUCACUGCCUACAGUCAAAUCUGGAUCUUGUAAAGCUAUUCUCUCCAAUAUAACGACCACUAGUUGUAUGCAGCUUUUAAAAUUCAAUUAAUUAAAAGAAAAUUUAAAAUUCCAUUCUCAGUUGCACUAGCCAUAUUUCAUGUGCCCAAUAAACAUAUAUUUUUUGUGGCUACAGUAUUGAACAGUGCAGAUGAGAAUAUUUCCUUUAUCAUAGCAACUUCUAUCAGACAGCAUUGUUUUAGGUACCAUAUUCUGGGUUCACAGCAAGAAUAGUGGCAAAUAUCCCACAAUGCAUGGGACACUCUUUACAACAAUUGACCAUUCCCAAAUAUCAACAGUGUGAAGUUUGAGAAAUGCUGUCCUAAAACAAUGAUGUCCAAGUUGGAUCAGCUUUGAUCAGAAGAUCAAAAGAAUCAACUGAACAGGUUUUUAAAACCCAUAUGCCUCCAUCCUACCUCAAAGAGUCUGGUUAAGGAAUAUGAAGAAAACUUAGGGGUUUGAGUAUUCAGAAACUUUCCAAGUGAUUUUUAUGACUGGCUAGAUUCAAGAACUAUUGUGGUAAAGUGAACUGACUCUUAGCUCUCAACUCAGAGGAAAAUCACCUGGUAAACAUUAGCAGCACUCCCAGAAUAAGUUAAUGACUCCAAGGCCAUUACCUCGUCUGUUUAAUUUCUCCAAUUACCUAUCUCUCAAUUAAUAGGGUCAUUAAGCACUUAAGACUUGCAUUAAUUUCGCUCCUCUCUUUCAAUUCUUUCAUUCUGCAUAAAUCUAGUUUGCAAAUGAUUACAUCUUGUUAAAUAUUGUACCCUCUCUGUUUACAAACAGAGCAAAUGACCUGGAAAACGUUUGGCAGCUGUCUUUGUUCAUUGGUGUUUAGUGGGAAAUAGCUGAGCAAACAGAAACACCAGCCCUGUAGGUGGCAUGGCGAAAACAGAGUACAGUCCAUUCAUUUGUUACCGAAGUAGCUUAAGAGAGGUAAAUGGAAUUAGUUUUAAAUGUCUUGAAGUUGCAUACAUUAAGGUCAAUAUACAAUUCUCCUCAACUUAAAAGAGUGUUUAAAUGAACUAAUUUUAGAUUCUUUGUUUCUUUCCACUAUUACUCUGCAAUAAAUUUCAAAAAGGGAAUAUAUACCUUACUCUCAAGAUACUUACAAGUUACUAUUCUAUAGUAACAGGAAGGAGAGAUACAAGUCCCUAUAAGAACAUCUAUUGAACAUUUGAAGAGGAGAUAAAAAUUUGAGAGGAAGAGAUCCUUCUUCUGGGGGAGAUCUGGAAAUUUUCAUGAAGAUAGCAGGGUCUUUAGCUUCCUCUUCAUUCAUCCAGUAAAUGCUUGCUGGUGCCAACCUCAUGCCAGAUCCACCAUACCAGGAGCUGGGAAAAAGAGUUUGCUUCCUGCGUAUGUGGGAUCACCAUGAUGAGAAGAUGAACACUUCCAUCUCAUGCCUGAGGUAAUUCAUCUGGAUGCCAUUUAUGGUUGGGUUGCUUCCCAAAUAUUGAAGAAGAUAUCUAAGGAAGCCCCACCUGUAAAACAAAUUGAAUGACAACGAAGUGAGGAGAGUGAUCAGAGAAAGAGAGAGAUGAGGGUGGAACAUAAAAGGGCCAGCAUAAAAAAACCCCGAAUGUUCCAGGGGGAAUAUUUGUUGGUCUGGGAAGCAACUGCUGAAGCAAAGCACUACAAAUGGUGACAUGGGAAAGGGCAUCGGGAUGUGCAGAGGCAAAGAGGAGGCUGGAGGCCAGGGCUGAGGCCAUAUGGUUUAGACACAGUUGGGAAAGAACUUUCCAGGGGACAUGUGCCAGAAAAUGACACAAGGGAAGGCAGACUGGAACUUAGGGACAAAGGGACAAAGUUGAGGUGGAAGGCAGUGAGCGUGGAGUUGGUUGCUGACUGAGGGAGGGCUGUGUAGAGAAGGAGAUGGAGCUCGGAUGGCAGAAUGAAGUCUGGUUCUUGUAGAGGGAAAGAACUGGGACUCCCAGUAGAGGAUGGGAGGAGAAAAUCUGGGUGUGUGGGAUGUUUGAGCCUCUGGCUGUCUAGGAAGGAGGCCAUGCUGAACCAGGACCAGGACUCUGGAACCAGGAAAGAGAUUUCAGUGACACAGAAACAAGUUUUGCCUUUCCAUAAACCAUGUAAAAUUGUCCUGGAUACUACAUAUGGUCAUGUGUCUACCACAUUAUGUGAAAUCAUGUCAAUAAUCUUAUUUUUAAACAGUCAUGGACUAAUCUAUUAUAUGGUCCCAAACUCUUUUUGUUAGACCUGUGGAAUGUUUCUAGUGUAUGUUAUUAUAAUUAUGCUGCACUGGUUGUCCACAUGGCUAAAAUCUUUGCUUGAAGUCAGAAUAAUUUCCUUAAGAGAAAUUACUAGGCGUGUGAGAAGGGCGUGGGGAAGGGGAAGCCAGAACAAAGGGUGGAAACAAUGCAGAGACUGCAGAGAUGUACUUUUCAAUUUGCCCCAAUUAACACUCUGCCAUAAAGGUAUGAUGGUAUCUGCUUCCCCAUGUCUUCAUUGCAUAUGACACAUUUCCAUCAGUUUUAUUUCCCAGUGUUUCCCUCUACCCUCUCCUCCUGCCUUCUCUUAUCCCCUUUCUUUACCCUCAUGGCCUGUCUUUUAUUUUCAUGACAUCCCUUUUUUCUUUUUACUUUUUUACCCCUAGAUUUCACAUAUAAAGGAAACCAUGUAACACUUGUCAAAAUUUUUGAAUCUGACUUAUUUUGCUUAACAUGGUGCGCUCAAGUUCCACCCAUUUUCCUGCAAAUGGCAUAAUUUCAUUCUACUUUAUGGCUGGAUAAAAUUCCAUUGUGUAUGCAGACCACAUUUUCAUUACCCAUUCAUCUGUCAAGGGACACCUUGGCUACUGUGCUGAUAUUAAUUCUUUUGGGUCCAUACCAAGGAGUGGUAGAGCUGAAUCAUAACCCACAAACUCAUUAAUACUGGACAGUUUUUUGAAAGAAAAAUGAUGAAUUUGAAUUGCAUGAUAAAUAGAAAAGGGAUCCUCCUUUAAGAAGUGACAGGUCCAUUCCAGAUACCCAGACAUCUAGAGUCAGGGGCAUCACUACCUCAGUGCUGCCCUCUGGUGGUACCUAAAAAUGACAAAACAAAGUCAAGUCCUAAAGAGACUGAACACUUCAGUGUUAAUUUAUUUAGGGCUAGAGUUCUAGAAAGUGGGGUGUAAAAAAACAAAGAAAAAAUGUCUUUCUCUGAGAUAUUGGAGGAUAUGAGAACUACAGAAAGAUAUUUUUACCCACAGUUAGAGAAUGUGACAUGUGGUGAGCCGCUUCUGCCGUUUCUGCAGACUAUGGUCGCCAUUACAAGAUGGCGCUGGCUCCGCUGUGGUCUGUGACAAACAACUCCUUAUUUGGGAGAGUUGGCGCAUGGUUUUUCACCACCCUAUGAGAAAGCUCCACGUGGCAGCUUCGCAUUGGGGCUUGAGAUGCUUUAUUAAGGCUGGGAGGGGCAUCCGAGAGGGGAGAAGAAGAAAUAUCAAGGGCCUGAAUAAACUGCUGAAAGAAGAUUCCUGAGUUGCGUCUUCCUUGCGGGCAAGGGGUCACGACAAGUGGUGCCGAAACCCGGGAACCAGAACUUUCAGCAGUCAGGGGUGGUGCACCGGUUAGUCCCAGGUAAGUGGGAUCCGCGACCAAAGCGGGGUUAGUCCCAAUAAGUGGGAUCCGCGAUCAAAGCGGGGUUAGUCCCAGGUAAGUGGGAUCCGUGACCAAAGCGGGGCAGCUCCUCUGUAAAGAAAGAGAGAGCAUUACAUUUUAUUGCAGCUGCACUGUGUACUUUUGCUUUUGUUUUCUGUGUUUCUUUUGUUGUGUCAUUUCGCUUUUGUUUUUUGUGCUUCUUUUAUUGUUGUGUCAUGGGUGCCGCAUCUUCAAGUCCGCUUCUCCUGGCCCUAGAUGGCCUGUUACGUUCCAAGGGCCUGGAAGUGAAACAUAGUACUUUACAGAGAUUUUUACAGAAGAUAGAUAUCGCUGCACCAUGGUUUGCAUUUUUGGGCAGCCUUACUGUACCUAGUUGGGAUAAAUUAGGCAAAGAUCUUGACUUUGCUUCUGAGCAGGGCAUAUUAGAGGGUGGGGUGAUACCCCUUUGGAAAAUGGUCCGUAGUUGCCUUACAGAUGGCAGAUGUCAGGAAGCACUUACUAAAGGACAGGAAGUUCUAGAGCAAUUACAUGAGGAGAAAUCGGAGACGGCAGGAAGUGAGGUGCCUCAGGAGGAUGGGAGUGUGCGGAGCGUGAAACAGGGGAGGAGACGAUUGUAUCCAGAUCUCAGUGCGCUGCGCACACCCCCAUGUGAAAGUGGGUCAGAGGAAGAGGAGGAUGAGGAGGAAGAGCUCGGGAGGCUGUCUCGUCAGCUAGAGAGUUUAGCUAUAGGAGAAGGGAACAGAAAUAAACAGGGGCUCAAGAAAAGCGAUCCCCCGGAUCCACCGCCGUACGGUGGGGGUGUUUCGGGGAGAGCUUUCCAUGCCCAAACAUGGAGGGCUGUUAACGCUGAGAUGGGUCUUGCUUAUCCAGUUUUUCAGGAUGACAAUAGGGGAAGAUUCCAUGAACCCUUAGAUUUUAAAAUUGUGAAGACCCUGGCGGAGUCUGUGCGCACUUAUGGGGUGGAUGCCGCCUUCACACUAACUCAGGUGGAGAGUCUGUCUAGAUACUGCAUGACUCCCUCUGAUUGGGCUAGCCUUGUUCGGGCUUGUGUUUCCCCGGGUAAAUAUUUGGACUGGAGAGCAUUUAUGCUAGAGGGCGCAAUAGAGCAGGCCGCCCAAAACCAUGCGGCGGGACACCCCCAUUGGGACAAGGAUAUGCUUUUGGGGCAGGGUAGAUUUGCAAAUCAACAGACAGGAUUUCCUCUUGAGGCAUAUGAUCAAAUUAACAACAUUUGCAUUCGGGCAUGGAAGUAGCUUCCAAAUAGAGGAGAGGUGUCUGGUAAUUUGACCAAGAUUCUACAAGGCCCUACAGAACCCUUUUCAGAUUUUGUAGCAAGAAUGGUGGAUGCCGCUGGAAAGAUUUUUGGGGAUCCUGAUAGAGCCAUGCCCCUUAUCAAGCAAUUGGUCUUUGAGCAAUGCACCAAGGAAUGUAAAGCGGCAAUCACGCCUUAUAAAAAUAAGGGCAUAGAAGCAUGGAUGAAAGUGUGUAGAGAGAUUGGAGGACCUUUAACUAAUGCAGGUCUUGCAGCUGCUGUCCUUCGGAUUGCAAAAAGGGGGCAGUCCUGGUGCUGGAACAUGCUUCCAUUGUGGUCAACCCGGUCAUUUCAGACGUGAAUGUCCCAAAAAAGACAAUUUUACUGGACCUCCUCACGGUGGCCCUUCCAAUGGCCUUCGUCAACCAGGGCUGUGUCCAAAAUGUAAAAAGGGGAAGCAUUGGGCAAAAGAGUGUAGAUCAGUGAGGGACAUCCAUGGACAGCCUAUUUCAGCUGGGCAAAAAAACGGCCAAAGGGGCCCCCGACCCCAGGGCCCACAAAUAUAUGGGGCAUUGGAGAAUGUCACACCCGAACCCGAGACAUGGCCAUCUCUGCGCCAUCCCAUGAGACGCGGAGAGCCACUACAGGUGCCGCGGGAUUGGACCUCUGUUCCACCUCCAGACUCGUAUUAACACCUAAGAUGGGAGUCCAAUUGGUGGAAACUGAGUUCAAAGGGCCUUUACCACCUGGCACUGUAGGUUUGUUAAUUGGACGUGCAUCCUCUAUUUUACAAGGUCUUCAUGUCUUUCCCGGAGUCAUUAGCCCUGAUACUGUAGGGGCAGUAAAGGUUAUGGUGGAGGCUCCAAGGGGCAUUGUGUCUAUCUCCCCAGGGGAUCGGAUUGCUCAAUUACUAAUUUUGCCUAGCUUACAUAAUCACUUCCCUGCUGACUCAAGGUCACGGACGGGAAGUGAGAUUGGUACCACCGGAGGGAAUUGUGCCUAUUUGUCACUAGAUAUGAGCAAUCGCCCCACUUUGGAAUUAAGCAUAGAAGGUAAAUCUAUUGUGGGAUUGCUGGAUACAGGAGCAGACCGUAGUAUCAUAGCCCUUAAGGACUGGUCUAAGGGAUGGCCAGUGCAGACUUCUGAUCAAUCCCUGAGAGGACUUGGAUAUGCCCAAGCCCCUCAAAUCAGCUGUAGACAUCUAUCUUGGAAGGACCCGGAAGGACACAAUGGCACCUUUCAGCCUUAUGUACUUGAUUUACCUAUCUCUUUAUGGGGCCGUGAUCUGAUGAAAGACAUGGGGUUCACUCUUAGUAAUGACUAUUCCCCAGUGUCUCAACAAAUUAUGCAAAAUAUGGGGUAUAGGCCAGGUCUAGGACUAGGAAAACACCUACAGGGGCAUAGGCAUCCUGUGCAAGGUCAUCAACAGCUUAACAGAUUUGGUCUGGGUUUUUCCUAGGGGCCACUGGGGCUCAAAUACCCAUAACAUGGCUCACCGAGGAGCCUGUUUGGGUGCCUCAGUGGCCUCUUCCCUCGGUUAAAUUGGCAGCAGCCCAUGAUCUAGUCAAAGAACAACUUGACUUGGGUCACAUCCAACCUUCUACUUCUCCAUGGAAUACUCCCAUAUUUGUUAUUAAGAAAAAAUCAGGAAAGUGGCGCCUACUGCAUGAUCUACGAGCAGUUAAUGCUCAAAUGCAACUUAUGGGGCCCAUUCAAAGAGGGCUGCCUCUGCUCUCCUCUGUUCCUCAGGGCUGGCAUAUUAUUGCUAUUGACAUUAAAGACUGUUUCUUUUCUAUUCCUUUGCAUCCUAAAGACUCACAGCGUUUUGCCUUCACCCUUCCCUCGUGUAACCACGAGGAACCAGAUCAAAGGUUUGAGUGGGUAGUGUUGCCGCAGGGAAUGGCUAAUAGUCCCACGAUGUGCCAGAUGUAUGUGGGGAAGGCACUCGCACCUCUCAGACAUAAGUAUUCCUCCAUCAAGAUCAUUCAUUAUAUGGAUGAUGUGUUAUUGGCCGCUAAGUUAGAGCAGACAGUUAAUGAGGCCUAUAAAGAAUUAGUAAAGCUGUUAGCUCAAUAUGGGCUACAUAUCGCACCUGAAAAGGUUCAAACGGGGAAUUCUAUUGAGUAUUUGGGAGCGAUAAUUGGGUAUGACAAAUUAAAACCACAAAAAAUCACCAUAAGAACUCAGGAUCUCCAAACUCUAAAUGAUUUUCAAAAACUGCUGGGAGAUAUUAAUUGGAUAAAGGGAUAUUUGCAUAUUCCUAAUGGUGUGCUCCAGCCUUUGUAUGCUACCCUUAAGGGUGAUCCAGAUCUUGCUUCUCCUCGUAGCCUCACCAAAGAGGCUAGAGCGGCCCUUAUAACAGUAGAAGAAGCUAUAUAACAUGCUACUCUAUGCAGGCUCCAGAGUGAUAAACCUUUCCAGUUAUGUGUGCUUGCCACUAUGCGGCAGCCUACUGGAGUACUGUGGCAAGAUGGGCCUUUAAUAUGGAUCCACCCACAUGUAUCCCCAGGAAAAUCCUUAGAAUUCUAUCCUGAUGCUGUUGCAGCGUUAGCACUUAAAGGGAUUCAACAAAGCAUUCAAUUUUUCGGACAAUCACCUUCUUCUCUUAUUAUACCCUAUACUAAAGCUCAACUUAAUGUUUUGUGUGCUACUCUAGACAACUGGGCUAUUCUAUGUUGCUCGUUUCAAGGGGAUAUUGAUAAUCAUUACCCUUCCCAUCCAUUACUCCAUUUUGUUAAAGAACAUCCCAUCAUUUUCCCUAAGGUAACUUCACCCAAUCCAAUUCCGGGGGCUGUUAAUAUUUUUACUGAUGGUUCCAAGUCUGGAAUGGGAGCUUAUGUAAUUAAUGAUUCUCCCCCUGUUCAGCAUCAAUUUGCUCCUGGAAAUCCACAAUGGGUGGAACUGCAAAUUGUUAUUGAGGUUUUUAAACAGUGUUCUUUUCCUUUUAAUCUUAUUUCGGACUCCAUCUAUGUGGUACAAGCACUAAAAGUCCUGGAGGCCGUGGGAGCUAUUAGUAAUGCCCAUAAUGUAUCUGCUUACUUUAAUCAGCUUCAACAGCUUAUCUGUAGCCGCACUGCUCCUUUUUAUCCAAUGCACAUCCGGGCUCACACCUCUCUUCCUGGUCCAUUAUCACAGGGUAAUGCCUGUGCGGACUCAGCCACUAGAGGUCAGUUGAUAUGCUUGGCUUCCUCCUUAAAGGGGGCUAAAUUAUUUCACCAGAAUUUCCAUGUUAAUGCUUUAACGCUGCGCAGGCGUUUUUCCAUUUCAAGAGCGGAUGCUCGUCAGAUAGUAUUACAAUGUCCCCAUUGUGUCACAUUUCUUCAUCCCCCUAAUUAUGGAGUGAACCCACGGGGAUUGAAGCCAUUGGUUGUCUGGCAAAUGGAUGUGACACACAUACCUGACUUUGGUAACCUCAAGUAUGUGCAUGUUUCUGUUGAUACGUGCUCUGGAGUUAUUCAUGCUUCUGCUUUAUCGGGAGAAAAGGCACGUAAUGUUAUUACUCAUUGCCUAGAAGCAUGGGCAGCAUGGGGUGCUCCUGCAUCCCUUAAGACUGAUAAUGGACCUGCUUAUACUGGCAGACAAUUUACAUCCUUUUGUUCUACCAUGGGAGUGCAACUUACUCAUGGUCUGCCUUACAAUUCUCAAGGACAAGGCAUUGUUGAGCGUGCUCAUCGCACGUUAAAGGAAACUUUACAAAAACAAAAAGGGGGAAUAGGAGCUGAACACACUCCUAAAGAACGCCUGUCCUUAGCUCUCUUUACCAUUAAUUUUUUGAAUUUGGAUAUUCAUGGUCGCUCUGUGGCCGAUAGACAUGUGUCCCCUCAGCCCUCUGUGAUUGGCUAUGUUAAGUGGAAGGAUGCUCUUACAGGCCAAUGGAACGGCCCCGACCCCAUGCUGACAUGGGCGCGAGGAUCUGUAUGUGUUUUU